AUGGAUGCUACUAACAUUAUUUUGGUAAAGGAAGCUCCAAGAAGUCCAUGUACAGUGGGUAGCGGAAGUGAAGACCAAGACAUUUCUUCAGAGGGAGGAGGAGGGUCACUUGAAGAGCCAGACCACAAGGCUGCUGCCCCUCACAAGAAGAAAAGUGUACGAUUCAUGGAAAUUGACGAGAGUGAGCUGUACCAUCACCGUGGCAGCAUCCACGACGAGCUUAGUCAAAUGGACAGGAUGAAGCCAAGAAGCUCAACUCAGGUGAAACAGAAAAACCUCUCUCUUGCCGACCGUGCUCCUCCCGUUUUCAGCCUCACGAGCUUCACCGAGCCGGGGAAUACGUCCACAUUGUUCCCCGGAGUGAAUCCUCAAAAGGUUGCCAACUCGGAGGAGGAAGUUGACAAGGAGAUAGAUCGCUUUCUUGAAGAGUCCACCUCUGGCGAGGACGUGGCGGAUAAUUCUUUCUCUCACAAGGAUUCCGUGGGGAGGUUGCAGAAGAGAAGGAUGACCCUGUUUGACCAUCAGCUCCUUGAGUUUCGACACAGCGAGACGGCCAAGACGUCGAUCAAACAAAAAAUGCAGAGACUUUCGAGCUACCUCUUUGCUAUGGCUGUGCUGGCUGUUGGUCUGGCCAUUGCAGACCUAGAGCUUAGCUACUCAUUCCAAUAUAACAUCAGUUUGUUUGUGAAUGCAUCAUCAGUGCUAAAUGACACUACAUCACGGAUUGGUAGCAGGAGUGCAGGAAUCGGACUAAAGACCUGUGUCACACUGGUCUCGUUUGUGACGUGCGGGUUGCUGUACGCAUACUUCCACCAGCACUGCCGUUUUCUCAUUGUCAAGCACUGCCUCCCCAAGGGGGCAUCGGUCUUCACCUCCCCUGGUCUCAUGAACUUCUUCAUGGAGUUCGCACUGUGCCUCUUCCAUCUACCUCCUGUUGCUGAUCACUUCCUCCCAAACGAACUCCAACUCUUGGUUUUCCUGCGUCUCUACCUCGUCGCUCGUUACACCAGGGAGCAUAACCACAUGGCGUUCAGCAAGUCCACUCGAUUCCUUGCGUCCGUUCUCCAGACAGAGCUCGGGAGUGGCUUCUUGGUCAAGACUUUUUUUAUCAAGUGGCCGUUUGCCAUGAUCGCAAUAUUCUACUGUUUGAACUUGUUUGGAGUUGGGUACUUGGUGUUCGCGAUUGAUCGUGCAUUCAGUCCACUGCAACACAAUUCUCUGUUGGAUUCAAUAUGGAUGCAAGUUGUUACCAUGACGACCCUUGGAUUCGGUGACGUCACUCCAGAGUCAGUUCUAGCCAGGGCCUUUGUCGGCAUGUCGUCUGUUCUUGGUAUAUUUCUAAUGGCUCUGCUGAUUAGUGUCAUACACGAAUCACUGCAGAUGUCACAACAAGAGAAGAGAAUUCUUGCUUACGUCGAGAGGCAAGAUCUGGUGGACCGGGUGAAGCACCAAGCAGCCUGUUGCAUACAGGCCACGUGGCGUCUAUAUUUAUUCAAACGUAGCGGCUACGACAGCUCGCCACGUCUACGUCGAAUUCUUCAACUUGCCAAGUUCAGAGAUACCAAGAAGAGAUUGGUAAAGGAGCUAUUCAGUGUACUUAACAGGUGGAGGACGAUCAGGAAGAGUAACAGCCAGGACGACGGAUGGACUAAGGAUUUCGUGGCUGAUAACACUGCCAUCAUGCUGACAGACGUAGCGAGGAGAGUGGAACAGAUGGACACCAUCUUGAAGCGGAGUCUUGGUAUCGAAGAAGAUGAUGAUGGUGAUGCAAUUGAGCAGAAGGUGAGGAUUAGAAGUUUAUUAUUUUACCUCUCUCAUCUUGUGAACAUGCAUGGCCUUGUCAAGAACUACAGAUUUCACGAGGCAGGACAGAAAAUAGUCGGUGAUGGCAUUUCAACUGAGACUGUACUACAUCAUCUUACAGACCUGGGAGCCAGCCUAGAAGAGUCCUACCACAGAACCAUGACAGAAUUCCAGGCACUGCAGAGCUUAAUCAUGGCCAGAACGUCGACAGAGGGCGCUAUUGCGACCCAUUGA
Messenger RNA from Asterias rubens (European starfish), 2037 nucleotides. RefSeq lists its product as uncharacterized. Gene Ontology annotation, cellular component: plasma membrane. Lineage: Eukaryota; Metazoa; Echinodermata; Asteroidea; Forcipulatida; Asteriidae. Gene Ontology annotation, biological process: potassium ion transmembrane transport. The coding region runs from base 1 to 2037 and encodes 678 amino acids. The record is from RefSeq and is a predicted model, not a curated record. The transcript has 6 exons. Gene Ontology annotation, molecular function: calmodulin binding; small conductance calcium-activated potassium channel activity.